Molecule: messenger RNA, 1350 nt
Organism: Rotaria sp. Silwood1
Lineage: Eukaryota; Metazoa; Rotifera; Eurotatoria; Philodinida; Philodinidae
Source: the annotation of a GenBank genome assembly
AUGCAGCAAGUGCGUUCAAAUCGAGAACCAGUACAUGAAACAGCUGCUCGUGGAGGAGGAGGAGAAGGAGGCUCUCCUAUUGCUGCUCGCACUGAAAUAGCGUCAUUACUUAAUGACUAUACUGGCCCACAACGACAUUAUCAUGAUCGUCUUGAAUCUCUUGAACGUGAAAUGGCUUCACUAAAAGGUCAAGUCAAUCAAGCUUUUUUAACUCCAUCAAAUGAAUCUGAACUCAAUCGUUCCUAUCCAAGUAGGAAAGCACCAAUUUCACAACCGACAUCAGCUCGAGUUACAAGCCCUCCUCGUAUUCCAUUGCCACUUAACGCUCGAAAAACAUCAAAUGAUGAAAUGCAGAUAAUUUCUACGCAUGAUGGACCUUUUUCACGUCCACUACCUCAAGUACCUGUUAAUCGUAGUAAAAGUUUUAAUAACGGUGUAUUACAAUCACCAUCAUCACAAUCAGCAAAUAGUUCGGAUGAAGCUAAUCUUCUUCGAUCUUAUAGAGUACAUCUUGAACAAGUACUUCGCAAAGAUGCACCACCAUUCGCGGAUAUUAAAAUACCAAAUUAUACAUCUAUAGAAGAUGUUUUGAAGGCAAAUGAGCAACUAUUACUUGAAAAUGAUCGUCUUCGAUCUGAAUUGAAUCGAUUAAAAACAGAAAGUAUUUUAUUACUUCGAUCUAUGAGAGCAACCACUGGAUUGGAACCAAAUUUAGGCAAUGAACGGAUUAUUGCGGAACGUGAACGUCAAGAAUUAGCUAUUGAAUUAUCGCGUCAAGUAGAAGAAAAUAAACGUCUUCGUCGAUCAUUAUUGGCUCAAUCAGCAAAAUUUUUAACAUUACGUCAAUCAACAAAUGCUACUGAUGCUCCUUUAUCAACAUCCAAUGAUCAUCGUCUUACUCCGGAAUCUGCACCACAGCCAACACUUAAUAUUAAUAAAACUCAACAACAAUCAAAAUCAGCUCGUUUUAUCGUAGGUAAUCGAGGUACUGCUCGACCUCGAACAUUCAAUCAUGGCUCACACGAUCCAUUAAUAACAAUGCAAUUUCGAUCAAUCAUCUCAGUUUUCAUCGUAGCAUGUCUAAUUAUUGUAAUCUUCGUUGGCAAUGUAGCUGAAAGUGGAAACAUUCUUGAUAAUUCAAAUAAGCAAAAUUUCUUUGUUCAACGUUUGAGACGUAUAGUACGUAAUACAAAUCAACGUUAUAGACGACAAUUUGAUAAUGAUGAUAGCAAUAUAUAUGAUACUGAUAGCAGUGGAUCUAACAUUGAUGAUGGAAGUAAUUCUAUAAAUGCUGGAUCUCAAAAUCAACAAAAUAAUGAUCAAGGCAAAUAUUCAAUGGAAGUUAAUUAG